AUGAACCCGUACCUCUCUCUCCUCCUCCUCCUGGCCGCCGCCGCUCUGUGCCAGGGCGCGCCGCUGGCCGGGGAGCUGCGCUGCCGCUGCGUGCGGACCGUGUCCGAGAUGAUCCCGCCGCGGCGCCUGGCCCGCCUGGAGUUCCUCGCCGAGGGGCCGCACUGCGCCGUGCCCGAGGUCAUAGCCACGACGAAGCAGGGACUGACGAUCUGUCUGGACCCCAUCGCUCCCUGGGUCAAGCUCCUGGUCACCAGGAUCCUCCGUAGUUCAGCCAACAAGCUGUGAGUGAUGAAGGGAACACCUUGGAAUGAAGUUACCUGUUUGCCACAAGAUCCCAGGAAACAGAUGCUGUGAGGACACAAUAGCUCAACUCUCUAGUUUUGAUGGAUUUGUAGAUCAGAUGUUCUAUGUUUCAUUCCCUCUCCUCAUAGUUGUUAUUGCCUAAUCCUCUGUAUGGUUUUAUUGACUGAGACAAAAUGAUUGAAUCCAUUUGAUAAGACAGUGGAAGCUUUGCAGGACACCUCUCAGCAGCCUUCUCAGAACUUGCUCCACCUUUGUGCAAACUCCUUCUUACCAAAUUCUGUUUGCCAAUAAGUUCCUAUAUAAUAUUAAUAUCUGAAAAGAAGAUGAAUGCAUCAUGAAGAUGAUUUUGUAAACGUCUGCAGAGAGUGUGACAGGAGAGGUUUGAAUGGAUUGUGCCGAUAUCCUUGCAUCAGGAAUAACAAGAGUGCUGGCUGGCACUUAACAUUGCAGUGCCUGUCCAGGAUUACAUGGGAAUAAAACCUGGUUCAGGCAAGAAUGUUUUGCUGAAUCUCUUUUUCCUACUCCAACUCUCCAGCCUCUAAUACAGAAUGCCUUGGACCUUUUUGCACAAUGUGCUGUCUAGUGAAAUCACAAAUUUUGCCCCUGAAGUCUUUUUCCCCUAUUCAAUACUUAGAAGGAUUUAAUAAUUUCUAUGAAAUUAUGGGGGUUUGUGCCAUGACUGGUUUGGGUUUUAACCAGAUAAUGUUGAGGUUGGUUAGCUGGUUUGUUUUUAAAUGAGUUUACAUUACAAUAUUUGGUAUUUAUGCACAAGAUCUAAAGGAACAGUAAAUGUUCUGGAGAGACUUAGACAUUUUAUGUCUACUUGUAUGACAUAGUGUCACGACUCAUAAAGAAUAACUAAUAUUCAUUAUUCUGCUUUGGAAAAUUGUAUGUAAAGAGGUGGAUUUCUCAUGAUAAUGUAAUGAAAUAUAUAAUGCAAUAAAAAUGUUUUCCUGUU
Messenger RNA from Melospiza melodia melodia, 1261 nucleotides. Its product is annotated as interleukin-8-like. Gene Ontology annotation, biological process: immune response; defense response; chemotaxis. Lineage: Eukaryota; Metazoa; Chordata; Aves; Passeriformes; Passerellidae. The transcript is spliced from 4 exons. Gene Ontology annotation, molecular function: chemokine activity. The record is from RefSeq and is a predicted model, not a curated record. Gene Ontology annotation, cellular component: extracellular region. Bases 1 to 285 code for a protein of 94 amino acids.